Molecule: messenger RNA, 1969 nt
Organism: Schistosoma haematobium
Lineage: Eukaryota; Metazoa; Platyhelminthes; Trematoda; Strigeidida; Schistosomatidae
Product: General transcription factor IIE subunit 1, variant 3
Exons: 9
Coding region: 299-1675 (458 amino acids)
Biological process (GO): transcription open complex formation at RNA polymerase II promoter; transcription initiation at RNA polymerase II promoter
Cellular component (GO): transcription factor TFIIE complex
Source: RefSeq, a predicted model, not a curated record
AAACUUGUGCGUUGCACUUUCAGCUUGAAUUAGCUAACUUUUGCGCGGUACUUGUGAAAGUCUGACUAUGUAGCGAGUUCACAAUCUCGAUUCCAAGAUAGUCUUAAUCUAAUGUUUGUGUCAUUGCUUAUUGUUUUUGAUUGCUUUCGUUAAUAAAUCCCUCCUCACUCACGCCACUCUACGUGCUGUUUUAGUACACAUAGUACCUUCUGGCUACACGAACCGUCACAGGCUGAGACGGAUCGCAGUGCUGAUGUUUACCCUGGUGUUUAAUAAAUAUUCACACAGAUUGCUGUAAAUGUCAACAGCCAUCAAUUCUUCUGUCCCAACUCCUAAUGGUGCUAAAAAUAUAGUCCCAGACUCAUCGCCUGCUGCAGUAAGACUUCCGUUAGCUAGUUCCGUUCGCCAAACAACUGACGCUACAUCGAAUCAGAAAGAUUCAACUAAGGUACCCAUAUGUCUAAUAAAACUAGUCCGGUCGAUCGUUAGAACUUUCUAUUCAAGAGAACAUUCUCUCAUCGUUGAUAUGCUGGUACGUAAUACAAUUAUGAAAGAAGAUGACCUAUGUGAAAGACUUCGCUUUGAAAGGAAACAACUAAGACAGUAUCUGCACACACUAAAAUGUGACCAAUUUAUUAAAUCGAAAUUACAAUUGGAAACGGAUGUUGAUGGAAAAACAACAAAGAUAACACACUAUUUCAUUGACUACAAACUCUUUGUCAAUGUAGUCAAGUAUCGACUGGAUCAAAUGCAACGUCGACUAGAAGCUGAACAAAGACAGUCAACAAGUCGAGCUAGUUUCAAAUGUUUUUCUUGUAAUACAGCCUAUACAGACUUGGAAGUGGAUCGUUUAAUGGAUUUUACUAAUCCGGGAAAACUUGUAUGUGUAUAUUGUCGUGGGGAAGUUUGUGAAGAAGAAGAUAACGCUUCACGAACAGAUGCUCGUGCUUUAAUCGCAAAGUUUCACCAUCAGGUUCGAGAUCCGAUCGAUCUAAUGCUUCGUGAAUGUGAUGAAAUACACUUGUCACCUUCAAUACUCGAACCAGAAAUCCGUCCUCUUGAACCUCUAAACGAUGAUACCUCUGAUGAGUCUCAAAACAUCGGUAGGAACUCUAUUUUGCCUGGUGAUAAAAAAAACUCGUCUCUAUUCGGUCCAUCUGAAAGCAGUGUUCGGAUCGUGCUAAGUGGAAACUCAAGUGGAUCAAACCAAGUGGUCAAAGAAAGACCUAUAUGGAUGUCUGACAGCACCAUAAGUCUCAACCCAACUCCUGGAAUUGGAAAUACGGAUUCACAAGUGAAUAUAUUUUCAAAUGCAUCCGAUUUUCAUUCGAACCAUACUCCUGAAGACGCUAUCACUCAGACUCUUGCCCCUGGGAGAGUGCCCUCUGGAUUUGGUAGUAACUUAUCCAAUUAUGUUACAGCUAGUGUUUCUCACAACAGGCUAACGGAUACUACUACCUCGGAAACUAAUCUAAUGACAAAUACGACUGGUGGGACCAAUGCAGCUUCGUCUAGUGAUAUUAUGCAAUUACUACUUGUACAUGAGCGACGUGGUCUACUCACCCGGAAUUCCGCUAAAAAUGUUAGUGUCCCAGGUCAGUUCAAUAUAUUAAGUACCGUAAAUAUAUUAUUUCUAACCUCGGUAUUUAUUAAUAUUACUGUUUUUUCCGCAUAGGUCGCAAUAAUGCACAUAAAACUACACUUGCCCAACCCGAUCCCCUGGUUAACACGGAAAAUACGUCUGUGGACCUUCACUCAAAGAAGUUCGAGGUUACUGUUGGAGGUCAGCUUAUGCUUUAUACAGAUGUAACUCCAGCAAUGGUGAAGACAAUGACUAAAGAAGAGCGUGAAAACUACGUGCGCGUUGGUAAGCUCAUGUUCACCAACUUAAUGCUCGAAUAAAACGAAAAUGAGCUUGUGUAAAAUAUAAUGUAUUAUACAGAUUCAAAAAUACACGAUGCUUAACAUA